AUGGCCCUGCCGACAGCCCUCACUAGAGGCAUCGCGGCUUCACGCACGACGUCCCAUAUCAUGAAGCCAAUAAACCCCAAAACAUUCCCUCGUCACUUGGCUGCGCCUUCCGCGACGAGAUCAUCUCAGAUCCACCGCUCCUUCAGUACCCGACCUGCCCUCCACUCCCAACAACAACAACCCAACGCACCAGACAAAUCGACCAACACCAGUGCCAACCAGAUCACCAACCAGGGCCAACAACAGAAGCAGGCACCAAAGGCCAACUAUGUGACCCUCCUCGACCAGCUCGGCGCGACCCGCCGCACCAAGAUCGUCGUGAUCGUAGCGCUAGGCAUUUUCGGCACCAUGGAGACCAUCUUCUACGUUAAGGGGUUCUUGCGCUGGCUGUACCCGCCUCCCGAGGACGAGAGCGAGCCCAAAGUGUACAACUGA
This is a messenger RNA of Thyridium curvatum, 435 nucleotides long. RefSeq lists its product as uncharacterized. The transcript has a single exon. Bases 1 to 435 code for a protein of 144 amino acids. The record is from RefSeq and is a predicted model, not a curated record. Lineage: Eukaryota; Fungi; Ascomycota; Sordariomycetes; Thyridiales; Thyridiaceae.